CUUGGUCAAGUUAGCCAUAGAAUGGACUUUUCCUGCGCCCAAAGGGGAAAAACGUACUCAUGCUGAAGAUAACAUAGUGGAUGCCGUGAAGCGUGCCAAAAUCACGCAGGUGUCACCAUCGCAGCUGGCAGACCCAAAAUAUUACAGAUCCUUGAACAAAGACCCGGAGGAAUGCGCCAUCGAACACCGUCGUGUCUAUAACUCCAAGGAACCUCUUGAUCGCGAGCUUUCUCACUUCAUGGACGACUCCCCUCCGAUCUCAUUUCAGUAUAAAGGAUUCGGUUGCUUCCUUGACAUCUUCCGUGGGUACAAGGGUGUUCUGGGCACGGAGAGCGUGUCAUCCCAAAAGUUACGAUCGGCUGUCGACAAAUUCGCGGAGUUCAUGUCGCUUGUCUACGAGGAUGAACAAGCCAGAAUGGAGGAAGGCUUACUUGCUUUGAAUAAGAUAUUUUCUGCGCGUACCGAUGGUUUCUCUUUUACGUUAAUGGCCACCAACGUUGACAAGAACAGCCACUCAGGUGCAUGUAUCCUCGGACCACACGGAGCAGGGUACUGCAUCACCGAGUUCAAAAAUGAGGCCAGUGUCUCAGCUAUCCCGAGCGUAGAAAUGGCUGGCUAUUUCGCUCAGACAAUCAAGACAGCAGUGGAGAAUGGUCUUUCUCCGUUAGUGAUGAGUGGUUGGGGUUUACCAUGUCUUGGGCUAACCAUUAUCGGUUACACUGUCACGUUUUAUGCUAUGAUUUUCCUCGGUCGAUGGCGGGUGGUUAACCUGACGCCGGGACUGUCGUGCCUUUGGGCUUCGAGUGACGGUGACGACCGGAUCGCACUCUACAACGCAUUCACAGCGGCCUCUGUCCUCCUUGUUCGCAUCAGCCAAGAGGCCAUGCAGUCCAAAAUUGUCGAUUUUUUUUACGACCGGGUUCCUGACUGCCACCUGUACGUCGCAGAGACAACUGAGGGCCAGCAAAUCUUGGUCAAAUUUACACGCCGUUACUCGUAUGAAUUGCACAAGUUUUGUGCGGAUCGUAAACAUGCGCCCGCUCUUUUGGGCUUCCAGAGGCUUCCUGGAGGCUAUUUCGGCAUCGCAAUGGAGUAUCUGAAGACCGCUACACCGAUUUUGUUAUUUCGACAUGUUGAAAAACACAGUCAAUGGGCUAAAGAGCUGUGGGAGCUUGUUAAUUCUUUCCAUGCCGAAAACCUUGUUCAUGGGGACUUGCGGUGCCCGAACAUCGUCAAGGUCCGCUUAACAUUGACCUAACUGCUGGACGACACAGCACAGAUCUGAAGCUUACCAAGGAUGAUGAUGUUCGGGUCGUACAUUACAUCUUGUGGCAUAGCCAUGCGGCGAUCGGUUUUGAGCAGUCCAGCU
Molecule: messenger RNA, 1369 nt
Organism: Pisolithus orientalis
Lineage: Eukaryota; Fungi; Basidiomycota; Agaricomycetes; Boletales; Pisolithaceae
Exons: 6
Coding region: 239-1258 (339 amino acids)
Source: RefSeq, a predicted model, not a curated record